Messenger RNA from Paramuricea clavata, 639 nucleotides. The record is from the annotation of a GenBank genome assembly. NCBI's taxonomy places the organism in Eukaryota, Metazoa, Cnidaria, Anthozoa, Malacalcyonacea, Plexauridae.
AUGGCCCCAGGCCAAUGGAAAAGUGGAAGGCUUCAUGAAACCUAUAUGGGUAAAGGUAUUCGAGCGGCUUGGGCAGAGGGUCGAGAUUGGCAAAGAGAACUAGUCGCAUUUUUGAUGAAUUAUCGUACUACGCCCAACCUAUCUACAGGUGUGGUGCCAGCCGAGAUGUUUUACAAACGAGUAAUUCGAUCUACCGUUCCGUCUUUCUCUCAGGCACCUGCCAAUACAGCUGCGAAAAGAGUUUUUAAAGGAAAGACUAAGUCAAAACAAUAUGUAGAUGCCAGAAGACGUACACGAAAGUCCACGAUAAAGGAAGGAGAUACAGUGUUGGUGAAACAGAAAAAGAAGAACAAGUAUACAACCAUGUUUCGUCCUCAACCAUACAAAGUUAUCAAAUUGAAUGUGCGAUAUUCCAGAGUAACAGCGCAAAGGGGUGAUCAUGUGAUUACAAGAAACGUUUCGCAUUUUAAGGAAUUUAGUGGAGCGUAUAGAGAAACUGUUCCAAAUCCUGAGUCAGACGAUGAUAUUACCAUUGCGGCCGCACAAGCAGGACAGGACAAUGAUCAAGACAUAACUGAAGAUAGGUAUCCUUUAAGAGCAAACAGAGGCGUACCGCCAGAUUUUUAUGGAGGUAAGUAA